Toxoplasma gondii ME49 is the source of this 3457-nucleotide messenger RNA. Its product is annotated as pyridine nucleotide-disulfide oxidoreductase domain-containing protein. The transcript is spliced from 14 exons. Lineage: Eukaryota; Apicomplexa; Conoidasida; Eucoccidiorida; Sarcocystidae. Bases 656 to 2650 code for a protein of 664 amino acids. Gene Ontology annotation, molecular function: 2 iron, 2 sulfur cluster binding; oxidoreductase activity, acting on NAD(P)H; flavin adenine dinucleotide binding. The record is from RefSeq and is a predicted model, not a curated record. Gene Ontology annotation, cellular component: cytoplasm.
AAAAGACGCCUCGAUCUCCGUCCCGAUCUCCAGUUUCCUUUCUCUCUUCUUCCUGUCUCAGGCAUGGGCCGCGCCUUUACAGUGUGUUCCCUCUCUCUCUUGUUGAGAGGAUCAAAGUCCAGCGAACACCGCAGCGCGUCCGGGCACCGAGAGAAAAAAACGGCGCAGCUGGAGAGACUCGGAGGAGGGCCGUUCGAUUCUUUGUCUUUCUCUUCAAAUGCUCUGCAUCUCUGAAAAGGCUGAGAAGAAAGUCGGUUUCGAAAUCUCCACUGCAUACAGUUCUGUCUCGCGCUCACUUUUCCCUUUCGAGUCCACCCCGGAGGAUCUGUGAUUUGCCUGCCUCCUUGCUUUGUCGUUUUCUUCAGCGGGCGCGGCUCCCGUGGCAUUUUCGUGAGUUUCAACUUGGACGAAAGGUUCCUUUCUUCCUGAUUUCUCCAAAAGUCCUUUCUCUCUCAUCCAGGAGAGGAGAAACGCGUCUUCUCGCGCCGUCGCCGAACCUCCGCGCGGUGUCCCCGACGGUGCCGGUUCUCUCAACGCAUGCUCACGGCCCGGUGUUUCAGCUGCGUCGUCUACGCUGCAGGAAUUUUGAAUCAUCCUCUUUUCCUCCGUUUUCAAAUUCUCCAGAGUUCCCCUGAAUCCCCUCCUAAACACCACCAUGGCAAGCCUCCGGAGCCAGGCCUGGCGACGCGUCGCCCAGAGAGCCUUCUCUCACCUUUCCUCCUCCUCUCCCCUCCUUUCUUCUGGUCUCCAAGGUCUGCCGGUUGCUGUCUCUGUCUCUCCGACGCAGACGCGGGAGCAGAAGAGUGAGAGGAUGUUCUGGACGAAAGGACUCUGCGCUGCGGCUCUCGCCGCCGGUGCUGUCUCCGUUGCUGUAGGUGAAGGCAACUCCCGCACAGAGGGAAGGAAACUCGGCGGCUCUCCGGUUUUCUCUCGUGCCUUCGGACGCUGCCCACGCGUCGCUGCAUGCGCAGAAAAAAGAACGGCGACCGACCUGGGUGCUGCCGAAGAUUUUCAGCGAGGUGGACUCUACGAGCUCGCCGUCAACGGCGGAAAAGACAAAGUUCUUCUGUCACGAACUGCCGACGGGACCUUCUACUGCACUGGAGCCAGCUGCAGUCACUACAGCGCGUCUCUCUCCAAAGGCGUUCUCACGGCGAAGCGAACUGUCACCUGUCCUCUCCACGACGCUGAGUUCGACCUUGAAACUGGAAAAUGCGUCAACGGUCCGGCUCUGAGCGCCAUUCCGACGUAUCCGGUGGAGAUCAAGGACGGGCGUGUAGUGGCGCAGAUCCCUGACGAAGUACCUGUUCGAGCUCGUGGAGUUUACGCGAAAGAAAAAAGAGGACAAAACACAGAAACGUUUGUUCUCGUCGGGGGCGGCGCAGCGGCCGCGACGGCUGCGGAGACACUACGAGCAGAGGGAUUCGACGGCCGGAUUGUAAUGAUCUGCGAGGAAUCGGUUCCGCCCUAUGACCGUCCGGUGCUGACGAAGAAUCUCAACGCGAAACUUGACAACAUUCUUCUCCGUCCUCUGAAGGCUCUACAGGAGGACCUCGGCGUCCAGGUUCUCUUGAACUCUCGCGCCGUCGGCGUGGACUUGAAGACGAAAACUGUCCGCCUCGAGGGAAACGCCCCAGAUGUGAAAUUCGAUAAACUGCUUCUCUGCACAGGCAGUGAAGCGCGGCGGCUGACGGGGCUGCCGAACGGAACGGCUCGCGGCAUCUUUACGGUGCGAGGCAAGAACGAUUUGCAGGAACUCAGCGCGUUUCUGGAGGAAAACAAGAAGUUCAACUCCGACCCCAGAGUCGCCAUCAUAGGCUCCUCCUUCGUCGGCGUCGAACUCGCGGCCGCCUUCCAUAGACGCGGAUGCAAGAACGUCACAGUCAUUGGGCAGGAAACUGUUCCGUUCGAGCGAGUCCUGGGCUCUCGUGUGGGUGGAAGCAUCAAGCAGCUCAUCUGCAGCAAAGGCGUGCGGUUCUACCCCCAGAGCAAAGUUGUCGGCUUCACAUCCAGUCGCGACAGAGUCACCGGAGUCGAACUCGCCUCUGGAGAAAUCAUCCAGGCAGACGUCGUCAUCGUCGGCAUAGGCUCGGUCCCCGCCACGAAGUUCCUCGCCGACCAGUCCGAGUUCGCUCUCGCGCGCGACGGUGCCAUCGUCACCGAUCCGCUUCUCAGGUUGCCUGCGAACCCAGAUGUAUUCGUGGCUGGCGACAUCGCCGCGUACCCAUACGUGAAGACAGGCGAGCAAAUCCGCGUGGAGCACUGGGCCGUGGCGAUGCAGCAAGGGAGAGUCGCUGCGCUCAACAUGCUCGGUCACCAUGUUCCCUUCACGCAGAUUCCUUUCUUCUGGUCCAUGAUUUUCGGCAAAGGCAUGCGAUUCGCAGGAUGGAUCGGCAGUGGCUUCGACGAGGUCAUUAUCGAGGGGGACAUUGACAAGCAACAGUUCGUCGCCUACUAUGUCAAGGAUGACCGCGUCACCGCUGUUUGCACGAUGGGACGCGACCCGGUAGCUGUGGCGGCGGUGGAACUGCUCGAACAGAAUUUGAUGCCUUCACCAGGCGAGUUGCGUCAAGGCCUGAAGAACUCCCAAGAUGUUUUGGCGAUUGCCAAGGAGACCGCAGCAACCAAGACUGUCAAGCGGCUGGUCUGAGUGUUCAGUAACCGCUUCUGAGUUGUGCGACUCAGCAUUUUGGGCGGUGAAAAGGAGUUUCGUAUUCUCUCCAAACUUGGGGUCGUGUACGAAGCAACAGUGCCCGAAAACGAUUCGCGAGCAAGUAGCCAAGCAGCCCUGCUGCCGCAAGCAUGACAGGACGAAGGUACUGUGUGUCCGUGACAGCACGCUUGAGGACGAAGAGGGGCGAAGUAGCUACGACGUCCUACUCCAAUCGCGUCUCGUUCUUUGUCGGCAAAGGACGAGAUCCUGAAACAACGUGUGCCGCUGUACAGCUCCGAAUGCCCGAGGCAAGUGGGCAAAGUCUCUGGCUCUCGUCUUCACUCUCCGUCGUGAGGCUCUCAUCCAGAGUGAGAGUGUGAAUGAGUGCAACGCCACGGUUGUGUUGACGCGAGUGCGUGUGCCAAAGACAUUCAAAUCAAGAAAUUCUUAUUUUUAACUGAUGUGUGACAGUUCGACCUAACACCGUCGCCCUCGGCGAGACAAAUGUGCACUGAAGUUGGCUGACUAUGAGUUUUGGCGGGAAUGCGAGUAUGUAAAGAGAGCAGCAAAUGCGUGCAUGCAUUGGGGUCGUGUGCUUGGAAACAAUCAAUGGUGUACUUUUGUCAUACCAAGAUAAACAGCGCGUGUGAGGGAACGCAAACGUCGAGACGCAAAAUGUGAGGUUGUGCGCUCAUGUGUUACAAUGGAACUCUCGGUUGUUGUGGGAACAAGAAUGGCAACUUGACUUGUUCCUCGACUUCGGACUUUUUCUCUUAGAAAGAAGAGAAUUUUCGUGUUUCUGGC